Molecule: messenger RNA, 1222 nt
Organism: Medioppia subpectinata
Lineage: Eukaryota; Metazoa; Arthropoda; Arachnida; Sarcoptiformes; Oppiidae
Source: the annotation of a GenBank genome assembly
UUUUUACAAUUAACUACAAACUGGUCUCUUAUUUAUACGAUAGGAUACAGGGAUGCGGUCAAGUGUUUCCACUGCGGGGGAGGACUGGCCGAGUGGGCGGCGGGCGAUGACCCGUGGGUUGAGCAUGCUAAGAUGUUUCCCGAUUGCAGUUUUCUCAAACUCAACAAAAGCCACUCAUUUAUACGGGAGAGUCGAGGGGGUGGCGGACCGGACAACAACACCACUACCUCCCUAUCGCCGGAGCCGAUGGCCACAACGCCUCCGCCGACGGUUAUGACCACUGAUGACGAGUCUGUGUGUCGACUGGUGGACGAGUGGAUGGGCGCGGAUGUGGUUCGAGAGCUGAUUGGGUAUAAUCUGUACUCUCGGGACGUGAUUAAAGCUACGUUGAACCGCAGGUACCACACCUGCCGGAAACCCUUUGACUCGUUUGCGCAGCUCUUUGAUGCUGUGAGCGCACUGGCGGACAGUCGUCCGGACACACACACUGCCGCCGUCGCACAGAUCGCCAGCUCCGUCAUUGAGCCCCACACCCGGCCAUCAAAUGGUGUGGCUAUUGAUGACAACAAGCCUAUGGAUAUAAACAAUAAAUGUCAACCAAAAGCCAGCGCACGGCGGCCAAUGGGGGCCAGCAUUGCACCCACUGUUGCCCUAACCAUGUCUUCCAACGUGAACACCACAACCAACAAAUUAGUGGCCAACACCUCACCGGUCGCUUCCACACCCAUCUUAUUGACCAGUGGAUCGAUGGAUACGAAUACAACAACAACGACCGUAGCCUCAUCAUCAUCACCCAUAUCGUUGUCCGAUCAAACUAGCGAUCAAUCAUUAGGAUCCAAACCCAUGUUACUCCUGCCCCCGUCGCCCACCAGUCGACUGGCCUGCAAGAUAUGUUUGGGCGCAGAGAUUGAGGUGGUUUUCCUGCCGUGCGGUCAUCAGAUGGCCUGCUCUGAGUGCGCCCAACGACUCACCGACUGUCCGGUGUGUCGGCAACCCAUCCGUGGGUUUGUUCGCACAUUUUUCUCGUAGACUACAUACAGGAGUCCGCCUGUUAUAUACAGCACAUGAUAAUCCAUGUGUGUGUUUGUGUGACAUUAUUGUCCCGUCGAUCAAUGUAUACCACACGUGUAUUUAUUCAAAACAGACUAACCUCGCACUUUUAUAUUACUGAUAUUGUUUAAGUAGCGCACCCCCACAUCAACCCCACCCCGCCAUGUUUUAG